AUGUUGAAGGAACAAGUGGAGGGUGGAACGCAGAGAUAUGCAAUCGACGGCACAUGGAGCGGCAAUAUAUCACGAUUUUUCAACCACACAUGUGUUAAUCCUACGUUGGAGGCGAAAGUGCUGUUCACUCGUGGCAACAUGGUGACCCAUGAUCUGGCAUUUUUUACGACUAGAGACAUCGAAAUUGGCGAAGAGUUGGUAUUCUGUUAUUCAAAAGAAGUCAUGCAGCAGAGAACAUUCGGAAUUCCUUGU
Ostertagia ostertagi is the source of this 252-nucleotide messenger RNA. Lineage: Eukaryota; Metazoa; Nematoda; Chromadorea; Rhabditida; Trichostrongylidae. The record is from the annotation of a GenBank genome assembly.